This is a messenger RNA of Pochonia chlamydosporia 170, 1602 nucleotides long. RefSeq names its product mitochondrial import inner membrane translocase subunit tim-50. The record is from RefSeq and is a predicted model, not a curated record. Bases 1 to 1602 code for a protein of 533 amino acids. Gene Ontology annotation, molecular function: phosphoprotein phosphatase activity. The transcript is spliced from 2 exons. Lineage: Eukaryota; Fungi; Ascomycota; Sordariomycetes; Hypocreales; Clavicipitaceae.
AUGCUGUCCAGAAUAGCCCGCGCCCCGCGCAUGGGCAUGAUGGUUGCUCAAUUAUCACAAUCGGCUGCGUCGCCAGCGUUCCGAAGCAGACAAGCAGCCGCGGCGGUCUCCCCGUGGAUGCGAUCGUUUGCCAGUAACAACAAGAAUACUAGAAAGCGCGAAAGCCAAAGCCAGAACCAGUCCUCGUCAGCAAACCCAGCUUCCCAAUCCAAUGCCGACUCCAAGCCCGAGCCGUCGGUCGGCGAUAACGCAGCCGCCCAAAAAGCUGAAUCCUCCAACGAGGCCGAGCCGAUUCCCUUCCACAAGCUACCUGAUCUAACACAGGGUAUUCCAUCGACUCUUGAUGAAGAACUACGGAAGCACUCAGGUCGAUCACAGUCGGCUUUGGAGGCUGUAGAGCAAGAUGAGGAAUCCGAGGGCCGUGGCAAGCGAGAUCGCGCCGAGUAUGUUUCGACGAGCGACCGUAACCGUAAAUGGUGGGCGCGAUUCAUGCUGCUAGCUGCUGCUGCUGGAGGAUCCUUUGGAGUUCUCUACAUGGGCCGCGAGUGGGAUGACGUUAUUGAGGCCGAGCGCCACAGCGAUAUUCCCAAUGGUUGGACCCCUUCUCUGUGGUGGCAGAGAGUAAGAGCCCGUAUGGGCGAAUCAGUCUCCUAUUACCAGGAUCCCGCCUUCGACAAAUUGCUCCCAGAUCCCGACCCGAGCUUCGAACGCCCAUACACUCUUUGUAUUAGUUUGGAUGACCUCUUGGUUCACAGCGAAUGGACCCGAGAACACGGUUGGAGAGUUGCUAAGCGGCCUGGUAUGGACUACUUUGUCCGAUAUCUCAGCCAGUAUUACGAAUUAGUUCUCUUCACGACUGUUCCUUUCGCCAUGGGUGAGCCCAUCGUUCGCAAAUUGGACCCGUUCCGCUUCAUCAUGUGGCCGCUUUACCGCGAGGCUACCAAGUACGAAGACGGCGAGAUCGUCAAGGAUUUGUCGUAUCUUAACCGAGACCUAUCCAAGGUCAUCAUCAUCGACACCAACGCACAGCAUGUACGAAAGCAACCAGAGAACGCUAUCGUGUUAGAUCCAUGGAAGGGAGACGCCAAGGACAAUAAUCUGGUCGGCCUGAUUCCUUUCCUUGAAUACAUCCACACGAUGCAGUACUCAGACGUCCGCAAAGUUUUGAAAUCAUUUGAGGGCAAGGACAUCCCCACGGAAUUUGCUCGCCGCGAGGCCAUUGCGCGAAAAGAAUUCAACAAGCAGUUGGAGCAGAAGAAGAAACACUCCAAGGGAUCUGGAGUCGGUGCGCUGAGUAACCUCCUCGGCCUGAAAUCCAGCAACAUGAGCAUGACGAUGGCUCCAGAAGGCGAGCAGAACCCAUCAGAGGCAUUUGCCCAGGGCAAGAUGUUGCAGGACCUUGCUAGAGAGCGUGGCCAGCGCAACUAUGAGCUUUUGGAGAAGGAAAUUCGAGAAAACGGCGAGAAGUGGCUCAAGGAGGAACAAGUUGCCAUGGAGAAGGCCCAACAAGAAGCUAUGAGCAGCAUGAUGGGCUCCUUUUCCGGCUGGUUCGGGCCCAAGCCCGGCGAGGGUGCUAGUGCCAGUCCCGAAAAGAAGGCGUAA